This is a messenger RNA of Notolabrus celidotus (New Zealand spotty), 5098 nucleotides long. RefSeq names its product chitin synthase 1 (gene chs1). The transcript has 34 exons. Bases 1 to 4251 code for a protein of 1416 amino acids. Gene Ontology annotation, molecular function: chitin synthase activity. Gene Ontology annotation, cellular component: cell septum; cell periphery. NCBI's taxonomy places the organism in Eukaryota, Metazoa, Chordata, Actinopteri, Labriformes, Labridae. The record is from RefSeq and is a predicted model, not a curated record.
AUGAUCCUGGAUGCACAGAUGUGGAGCAUCAUUCCAUACUACAAUGGGGACACGUGGGACCCGUUCCAGCUGAACCCCAUAGGAGCUGAGAAGGAACAAAAGAGAAGAUGUUUCCAACUGGCCCAGUACCUGGUGGCCGUUAUCGUGGGGUUAGCUGUCCUGGUCAGUGCUGUGGUAGCAAAGUGCUCUCUUUUGGUGUUGUCCACAUUAUCAAGCCAAAACUCGAUGCGCAGCACGAAGGAAAAACAGUUCUACAUGCUGAUGUUGGUUUUCUGCCUGGUGUGCCCAAACUUCCUGGUGUUUAUGAAAUCCCUGUGGAGAUGUGCCUUCAAGAGCUUCGUACAGCCCAACAUGAAGACCAUGUCUUUCAUUUGUGUCAUUGAGUGUUUGGUCUCUCUUGGCACUUCAAUCCUGGUGCUUGUGGUUAUGCCUCGUUUUGAUGUGUUGACCAAUCUCUUCAUCAGCGGAGGAGUCUGUAUUGUGUCUGCCAUUCUGCAGAUAGUAUUUAGACUGCAGAGAGAAAAAUGGAAAAUCCUAUUCCCAAUCUGCUCCCUCGUUCUUACAGUUGCAGGUUACUGCCUCCUCGGGAUUGACUACUACGUCCGUGUGGAUUCAUAUGUGGACAGACAGAGCACAGACUGCUUUAGUUUUAUUGCACUUGGAAUUUUCGCUUCACUCCUAGUAUCCUUCUGCUGGUGGGAAAACCCACUUCAAGCCACCAACAGCAUGCAGGAUACGUUGUCAGAGCUGGACGGUUUCAGGGACUUUGUGUUUGUCAUCAGCAGUAUUCUGAGGAUACUAGUGAUAGGAGCGGUAUACCUGAUCUAUCACGUACUCAUUGAGGAAACUAUAACCUGGGAAGACUUUAACCUGGGGGAUAAUGACUGGUUGUUACUGCAAUCAGGAUUGGUGCUGUUUUUCUUGCAGGCCUUCUGUUCCGCAGCCUGUCACUGGUUUGGUGUGGUGGCCUGUAAGAUUCACGCCGUAAGGAUGAGUUUUGCGCUUCCAGUGUGUUUCACGGGACCUGCAGUGCUUUUGUUGGGGAUGAUACUUUUCGUAACCGAGGCACAGAGUCUGGAUGGAGCAAAACAAGGGAGCAUACCAGAGUUUUGCGAAAGCCUGACAUUAUUGAGCCACAGGAACACAACCCCUGUGAUUUUACUAGAAAUCACAAGGAGCAUCUGUCAAACUUCACUAAACAGCUACUACUUGCAGUGGCCUUUUUUGAUGCUGGCACUAGAAGGAGUGUGUAUGUGGUCAGGCUUCGUCACAUGUACCUACUAUGUUUGGAAGAUCAAGGUCCAACGUAUAGAGAGAACUUCUCAACUCUUUGUUCGUCGACUGUAUGAGUCUGCCUUCAUUGACCUGUCUCUGCUGCUCAACACCAAGAUGAAGGUGCCCCGAGCCAAAAACCAAGAGAGCCAGGAUGACGUACAGAGCUGUGUGAUAUAUCUUUGUGCUACAAUGUGGCACGAGACCUAUGACGAAAUGCUGAAGAUUCUCACUUCCAUGUUAAGGUUGGACCGCUAUCGAGGUGAUCCGAAGGAGGACCAUAAUGACCUUUUUGACUUUGAGUGUCACAUUUUUGUGGACGAUGCCUUCAUGACUGAAAAGGAGUCAGGGCAGAGGCUGGUUAAUUCUUAUGUUGAGGACCUGAUCCAAGUUGUCAUAGAGGUUUAUAGGGUAUUCACCAACAAAGAACCAGAUGAUGUGUCCAUUAUCGAGGCCCCCUAUGGUGGCAGGCUGAUGUUUGUUUUGCCAGAAGGGAACAUGCUCUAUAUUCAUCUAAAAGACAAAGAUCUCAUCAGGAACAAGAAGAGAUGGUCCCAGAUCAUGUAUAUGUAUUACUUACUGGGCUGGAAGGGCUACAUCACCAAAAACCCCCAGAAGAUUCAACGUCAGAAUAAUCCCUGUAGAGCCAGUUUGAUCUCUUUGGAUGGAGAGAGUUUCCUGUUGCCUCAACAUGAGAGUGAUAACAAAAGAAAAUUCACCUCGGACGACCACACUUACAUCCUGGCUCUGGAUGGAGACACUGAUUUCCAACCUAAAGCUGUGAUUCUGCUUGUUGACAGGUUGAGGAUGUAUGAAAAUGUGGGUGCAGCAUGUGGUAGAAUCCAUCCUACUGGAAUGGGUCCCAUGGUGUGGUACCAGAAGUUUGAGUAUGCAGUGGGUCACUGGCUCCAGAAGACAGCAGAGCACGUGUUCGGCUCGGUGCUCUGCAGCCCAGGAUGUUUCAGUCUGUUUAGAGGGUCUGCCUUGAUGGAUGACAAUGUGCUGAAGAGAUACACGACGACUUCAACCAGAGCUUCAGAAUACGUGCAAUAUGACCAAGGGGAGGAUCGUUGGCUGUGUACUUUGCUCCUGCAGCAAGGCUGGCGAGUGGAAUACAACGCAGCAUCAGAUGCAUACACCAACUCUCCACAGGAGUUCAAAGAGUUCUAUAACCAGAGGAGAAGAUGGGGCCCAUCUACACUGGCUAAUACACUGGACCUUCUGAACAGUGGCUCUGAGACAGUCAAGAGAAACAUGUCCAUCUCCAGGCUUUACAUCUUCUACCAGAUGUUCACUGUCGGUGCUUCUAUCCUUGGUCCAGCCUCUGUAACUCUCAUGGUAGCAGGUGCUUUCCAGUUCAUCUUCAAAAUGGCGGGUACACUCUCCAUCAUCAUUGCAAGCAUCCCUCCUGUGUUCUACAUCCUCUUGUGUUUUCUAACCAAGGCUAAUACGCAAAUAACCAUUGCUGGCAUCAUGAGUGUUCUGUACGCAUUUCUCAUGACUGCAUCCCUCUUCUCCAUCAUCGGUGACAUGGUGAUGCAGGGCACCUUCCUGACCCCCACUGGCGUGUUUUUGGUCUCUAUGGCAAUCAUGUACUUGGUGACAGCUAUACUACACCCAGAAGAGUUUGGGAUGAUUAUCUAUGGUCUGAUGUACUUCAUCUGCAUCCCCAGUGGAUACCUGCUCCUGGCUAUCUACUCUCUGGUUAACAUGAACAAUGUCUCCUGGGGCACGAGAGAAUCGAACAAGGCAGGAGAAGAGGCCAAGAUGAGACAAAAUGUUCUGUGUGACAGAAACUGUCAACUCUGCUGUUGGGACAUGAAGAUCCAGAUCACGCAGGAGACAGAGAAUCUGAUGCUUCAACAAAUCACAGGCCAUAUUGCACAGCAAGCCCUUCCCCUUCCAAUUCACAAUAAAGAAGACACCAAACAGGAAGAAGCAAAGUUGAUGACUCUAGCCAACAUGGACAAAAGCAAAGAAGCAGCUUUGUUUGUGGAAGGGACUUCAAAAAAGUUUGAAUCUUCCUCUAGCAGCAGUGAUGAAAGUGUUGAAAAGCGGAGCAUACCAGAGAGCUUAUAUGAUGAAGAUGAUGAGGAUGAUGAGGACGACAGUGACUUCAUGAUUGAUGGCCCAGAAGAAGAAGAAGAGGUUGCUGUCAAUGACUGGGUGAAUCCUGUAAAAGAAGUGUUUUUGAAGAAGCUGACUUAUGCCAACAUGAAAAGAAAUCUACAAGAACAAAUACGAUAUGCGCUCCGCAACAAAGAUCAGGAUGAUGUUUGUGAGGAUUUGGUCUUGAUGUUGACAGACACUCUGAAUGGAGAGCUGAUGGGUGUGGGGCCUGAAGAUGUUCUGUCAGAUGCCCAGCUGGAUGAGUUACGAUAUGCUCUGAACAAGCAGGCACGACAAUAUUUGAAGACCAGCCAAAUGAUCGUUUUGGAAAGAAGAGUGAAAAGAGCUAUCGAGAAAACACUCACUGCCCCACAAGUGCGAAAACUAGAUGAGGCUGAGCAUGACUUCUGGGACAAGUUGAUAGAGCGCUAUUUGAAGCCUAUCGUUGAGUCUAAGGAACACAAAGAGAUGGUCAUCAAAGAACUGAAGUCCCUGCGAAACAAGGCAGUCUUCCUGUAUUUCAUCAUCAACGUUCUGUGGGUGGUAGCUACCUUCUUCCUGCAAGCCAUAGGGAGUGAUGUCCUCAGCAUCAAGAUCCCCAAAUACUAUGCAGAUGGAGCUCCAAGGAAUGUAACAGAAUAUCUCAAGGUGGAGCCUCUCAGUUUGAUGUUCCUGUUGUCCUUUGCUGUUCUUCUUCUUAUCCAGUUUCUGGCAAUGUUAUAUCACAGGGUCUACACGCUGAUCCAUGUGGUGUCCUAUCGCAGUUCAGAGAAAGACUACAGAGAAAGAAUCAUUGAUGAUGAAGAAGAUGGCAUAGACAUGGAUACCAUCGUUUCCAAUAGAUUGGCCAUAACUGGAGAUGACAUGUAGACGGCGACAACAGCAACCAGUGAAAACCACCUAGCACAAAGAUGUGUCCCCAGUGGCCCACCACUUAGAGGCUAACAAAUACUUUUCAUCAAGUGCAUUACAAUGAUCAAACAGCAUGUAUGGUAGCCUGUCUUUAUAGACAUACUGUGAUGACAUCAGAUGAUAUCAUGUAGCAGCUGUUUUGACUCCUAGCUGGUUAGAUUUGUGGAUAAUACAGUUUUCUGGGCAAAACUGCAAAAGGGUAAAUUGCAGGCGAUUCUAUUUCAUAAUGAAGAAUUAAGAUGUUUGCUCAUGGUUUUAUACAAUAGGACGAUUUAAUGUAUUUACUCUUCAAACCUUCAUUUAUUCUUUAGUAGGGUAGAAAACACAAAGUCCAAGACUUAUCAAUGAAUAACAAAUCUAAAGACAGAGGGUGUUAACAUGUUGAACAGAUUGCACAUCCCACUGUACAUUAUUGUUGAAUGCUUUAAAAAAUAAUAAUAGAAAACUCUGUUAACAAUGCACUUCACUGAACUAUCAAAUAGUCGACAGACGUAUCGAUGUAAUCUUGCAUUUGUUUCUUCUUCCUGUGUCUGUGUUUUUUGUAUAAUUUUUAUAUAUCCCGGAAAUUGUAUGUGAAAUAUAGUUCUUGUUUAUUCAGGUUAAAAUUAACAUAUAUAUAUGUAUGCAAAUAAUUCAAUACUUGAAUGUACUGCUCUCAGCAAACAACCCAUCCUACGUAGAUUUUUAAAUGCGUUAUUUGCACAGAAAAUAUUGUUAGGAAUACUUUCGGGAUUUUAUUGUUAUAUUGAUAUAUUUUACUCCCUGAAAAUUUUCUUGUUCAACUUAAAUAAAUGUUUUACAGUUA